Balaenoptera acutorostrata (minke whale) is the source of this 1083-nucleotide messenger RNA. Its product is annotated as splicing factor 3A subunit 2-like. The record is from RefSeq and is a predicted model, not a curated record. NCBI's taxonomy places the organism in Eukaryota, Metazoa, Chordata, Mammalia, Artiodactyla, Balaenopteridae. Bases 1 to 1083 code for a protein of 360 amino acids. The transcript is spliced from 4 exons.
AUGGGCACCGUGGAUGCCUGCAGGGAGGCGUACCCGGGCCACGCCAACAGGGGGCGCGUCAGAGUGACGGGCGUCCCAACGCGCCCACAAGGUCACUGGGUGAAGACUGUCAAUCUGAUGGCAAAGACCUUCUACCAUCUGUGUUUCCACCCAUCCACCUACCUGUCCAUCCACCCAAGUACACACCAUCUACCCAUCCAUCCAUCUAUCCAUCCAUUCAUCCAUCCAUCCAUCCAUCCAUCCAUCCAUCCAUCCACCUAUCCUUCCAACCAUCCAUCUAAUCCAUCCAUCCAUCCACCUAUUAUCCAUCCAUCUAUCCAUCCAUCCAUCCAUCUAUCCAUCCACCCACCCACCCACCCAUCCAUCCAACCAUCCAUCCAUCCACCCACCCAUCCAUCCACCCAUCCAUCCACCCACCCAUCCAUCCACCCAUCCAUCCAUCCACCCAUCCAUUUACCCAUCCAUCCAUCCACCCAUCCAUCCACCCAUCCAUCCAUCCAUUCAUCCAUCCAUCCAUCCAUCCAUCCAUCCAUCCAUCCAUCCAUUCAUCCAUACAUUCACCCAUCCACCCACCCACCCAUCCAUCUACCCAUCCAUCCAUCCAUCCAUCCAUCCAUCCAUCCACCUAUUAUCCGUCCAUCCAUCUAUCCAUCCAUUCAUCCAUUCACCCAUCCACCCACCCACCCACCCAUCUAUCCACCCAUCCAUCCAUCCACCCAUCAAUCCAUCUACCCAUCCAUCCACCCAUCCAUCCUUCCAUCUACCCAUCCAUCCACCCAUCCAUCUACCCAUCCAUCCCCUCAUCCAUCCACUCACCCAUCCAUCCAUCCACCAUUCCUCCACUUAUACAUUCAUCAUCCAUCUAUCAAUCUAACCACUUGCCCAUCAGCCCUCCAUCCAUCCAUUCAUCCAUCCUUCCAUCAUCUGUCCAUUCAUUGCCUGGGCCGAGGUCCAUUCGCAGGGAUGGCCAAGAAGCCUCCGUGGGCCUGUCUGGCAGUGCCUCUCCUGCGGCCCAGCAGCACGUCCUUGGACUGCGGCCAUGCUCCCUCCAGGACGGCAGUGCUGGGAGCAUUUCUCAGCUGA